AUGCAACUGGACCAACCACCCGUUAGCGGACUCUCUGAAGAGCCAACCUCUUCGCUUGCGUUGUCGCCUGUAAUGGAGACUCAGGAGGAGGAGGAUAGUACAUUUGAAGAGGAGCGCUUUGCUGACGCUCUCGAAGAACAUGUCAUCGUGGAAGAGAAAGAAGAGAAAACAGACGAAGCCAAGAGAGAUUCAAAGUUUGAGGAUGAUUUUGAAGAGGUUCCACAGAUCAUUGAAAUCAAGGAAGCGCCAGUGAUGCAAGACGUCAUCGUGAACCCGGAGAGUUCACAAAGUACAAAGCAAGAGACGGCUGAAAAUGAGAAAAACAACGAAACAACACAGACACAGACACUGCAGGAAGAUGAUAAUACUAGCGGUGACAAGCCUGUAUAUCCAAGUCAACCUGUUCUAAUCUUGUUGAUUAUUGGUCUGUGUCUGUCAGUCUUGCUGGUCUCGCUCGAUCGAACCAUCAUCACAACGGCGAUUCCGGCUAUCACCAACGAGUUUGGCUCAACGUCAUCGGUAGGUUGGUACGGCUCGGCUUAUCUCGUCACGGCCUGUGCCUUGCAGCCGACCUAUGGCCGGAUCUAUACACUCUUCGAUGUGAAAUGGACGUUCCUUCAUUCCGUCGCUAUCUUUGAGAUUGGCAGUUUAAUCUGCGCUGUCGCUCCAAACUCGACAGCCUUGAUUGUUGGUCGUGCGAUUGCGGGCUGGGGGAGUGCAGGGAUUCUUACGGGAGCGUUCGUGGUGAUUGCUUUCACUGUACCAUUACAAAAGCGUCCUAUAUACACUGCGGCUAUUGGGGUGAUGUACGGAGCCGGAGCCGCUGCUGGCCCAGUCCUCGGAGGUGUGUUUACUGGUAAGGUUACUUGGCGGUGGUGUUUCUAUUUCAAUAUUCCAGUGGCCAGCGUGACAUUGAUUGUGGUGAUCUUCUUCUUCAAAAGUGUCACCGGCGUUCCUUCUCAUCUGGGCUAUCUACAACGAUUGACCCAGAUUGAUCUCCCCGGCAGUGCACUCAUUCUAAUCUCAUUUACUAUGCUUUUUCUCGCGCUCGAAUACAACACAGUUGGCUACGCAUGGUCAAGUUCAUUAAUCAUUGGGCUCUUGUGUGGUUUCGGCGUCACACUCAUUAUCUUUCUUGCUUGGCAAUGGUACCGUCAAGACAAAGCCCUAAUCGUACCGAAUAUCAUCCUCAGACAAACGGUUGGAGCAGCUUGUUUGCUUGCCUUUUUCAUCUAUGCCGUUUUAAUCCUCCACGGUUAUUUCCUUCCCAUAUGGUUCCAGGCUAUUCGGGGAACGUCCACUGAAAGCUCCGGAGUCGAUAUGUUGACUUAUGUUCUUCCAAAUUCCAUCUUCAGUUUGUUGACUGGUAUCUUCAUCACUCGAGUUGGCUACUUCACCCCACCAGCUAUAAUCGGUUGUGCCAUUACCACGGCCGGCUCUGGAUUAAUAAGCACCCUCCAACCCACGACCAACACAGCAACAUGGGCUGGUUUCAUUUGUCUUGUUGCUGCUGGAGUCGGAAUGGCAAUUCAACAAAGUUUCACUGCAGUGCAGACUGUGCUUCAGUUUGAACAUAUUCCAAUCGCCACCGCAGCUGUGACAUGCUUCCAAAGUUUGGGUGGAGCUGUCUUCGUCUCAAUUGGCAAUAGCAUUCUGGCCAACGAGCUUCGUCAAGCUAGUCAAGCCAACAAAUUGCCCGGUAUUGAUAUCGCGGCCAUUCUAUCAUCUGGUGCCACGCAAUUUCGAUCCACCGUUCCAGCGGACCAACUACCGGCUCUACUUAGCGUGUACAACGACGCUCUGCAAAAGGUCUUCAUCGCAGCUAUCCCAAUGGCCGGCAUCGCUUUUGUCUCAACCUUGCUCAUGGAAUGGAGUAGCGUCAAGGUACCGAAAGCCGAGACUCCGAUGGUUGAAGCAAGUAAUCUGGAUGAGCCUCCUGUCUUGCCAGAUGUAGAGAUCCAGACAAGAAUAUCGCCUGUUACUACAAGAGUAGGCUUUUCGUCUCGGUCGAACAGCAGUCGGGGCAGCGAUAAAUGA
This is a messenger RNA of Talaromyces marneffei, 2037 nucleotides long. RefSeq lists its product as uncharacterized. Bases 1 to 2037 code for a protein of 678 amino acids. NCBI's taxonomy places the organism in Eukaryota, Fungi, Ascomycota, Eurotiomycetes, Eurotiales, Trichocomaceae. The transcript is spliced from 4 exons. Gene Ontology annotation, biological process: transmembrane transport. The record is from RefSeq and is a predicted model, not a curated record. Gene Ontology annotation, molecular function: transmembrane transporter activity.